UCAUCCAUCUGUCAGAAAAGUUCAAUGAAUGUGUAACUUUGUGUGCAUUAUUUUUUGUUGCUUCGCAAUUUGUCGCAUUUUCUCUUAAUUCACACGAUUUUACUUUUGUUUUAGUUCACAAAUACAUUUCCUUAUAACCUUUGGCAAGAAAAUUUCUAUGAGAUUGUGGAGUGAUAUUUUAUUUAUACUGCGCUGCGGGCGAGCUGAGCUGAGAUAGCUCGGCGACACACUUGAAUUAAUGAUUUGAAUCACAAUGAAAGCGCAUUUAAAAUAGCUCGAAGUAGCUGAAGUGUGAAUAAUAUCGUUUGAUUACGGUGUUAGUGCGUUGUUUUUCGUGUAGAGAUGGCGGAUGGUGGUACGUUUGUGGCUAAACCGGCGCGAGGGUGGCUCCAUCCAGACUCUGUUCUUGCCAGCGAUGGAAUCACUUACGCAGUUAGGUACAUUGGAUGCAUGGAGGUAUUGACUUCAAUGAAGAAACUGGACUUUGAAACCCGAUCACAAGUAGCAAAAGAAUGUAUAGCUCGGGUCUGUGCGGCGGCCGGCCUCCGAUCAGCCGACAAAAAACGGCGGGUCUGUCAAGCGGCCGCCCGGGCACUAGCGACGCGACCACGAAUGGCGCACUCCGGAGAAAAUGUGGCUCUGACAGUCUCCUCCCGGGCCAUAACCCUGGCUGCCCUGGAAGGCGGUGACACAGUCGCUCGUCACGAAAUGCCUAGAGUCUCAUUCGCGUCAGGUGGCGAUGCGGACUCUUUAGACUUUGUGGCGUAUGUAGCCAAGUCCGCACCACCUACGGAAUGGAGAGCAUGUUAUGUAUUGGAAUGUGGAGGACGGUUGGCGCAAGACGUAAUAGCCACUAUUGGACAGGCCUUCGAAUUGAGAUUCAAAGAGUUCUUGACGAAACCUUCUCUGUUAAACGUGAACGGUUCCCGCGGAGCAUGCGCAGAGUCCGCUUCGGCGCUGGAGGACCGCGAGUACUACAACGACCUCCCCGACAAGAUGCCGCCCGAGCCCGCGGCCGCCUCACACCGGCACCCCCCACCACCGCCACUGGCGUCGCUUGCUAAUAUCUCUUCUUGCGAGGAGAGCGUCCGACACUACGUGAAUCAAACGCCGCCGCCGCGCACGCCGCCCACCGCGUUACUGCCGAACCAUCAUACAGACAUCUUCGAUAUGCAGCCGUUCACGGCCACGCCGGUGUCGUCGCCGGCGCCGGCCAGCCCGCCGCGCGCCGAGCCGCUGGCCGCGCCCGCGCAGGCCGCGCUGCUGGCCCGGGAGCCCUGGUUCCACGGGCCCAUAUCUAGGACCACGGCAGAGAAGCUGGUGGUGGAGGACGGCGAGUUCCUGGUGCGGGAGAGCGCGGCGUGCCCCGGCCAGUUCGUGCUGACGGGCGCUCGGCGCGGCGCGCACAAGCACCUGCUGCUGGUGGACCCCAACGGCGUGGUCCGAACCAAAGACCGUGUGUUCGAGAGCGUGCCGCACCUGAUCAAGUACCACUGCAGCAACGAGCUGCCGAUCGUGUCGGCCGACUCCGCGCUGCUGCUGCGCAAGCCCGUGCCGCGGCCGAGCGCCUCCUGAGCGGCCGGGGCGGAGGCCUACACCUCGCGAGUAACGGCACGUGAGAUACCAAUAUACAUGCAAUUAAGUAAACUUUGAAUUGGUCUCCUCUAUUUAGAAAGAAUUUGUUGCGUGUUUCACCCGCCUGAGACAGUCUGAGAAGGCACAAUCCUCACAAGUAAAACUAAUACCUUCGAAAAUUGUGAAAGAAUUAAUUUAUGAGCUACGCUAUGACAGUCCCUUCAAAGAAAAUCAUUAAUAUUUGCAUUACUUCUUGAUGCAUUUAUACAAAUUAAUUAGUGGGCAUGUUAAAACAUUGUAUUUUCAGUUUUUAGUAUGACUAUGUAUGACGAAUUCAUACAAAUUAAACUCAACACAGAUCUUUUUAUAAAUAGGCUGUAGUCCCUUCCCUAAGAAUUGAAAUAAACUUAACGUUUGUUACGUAUUAAUACAAAUUGUAGAUCAAUUUAUUUGAACACUUUAAAUAUACUUUGCACAAAAAGUCACACUUUGUAAUUAUUACGCACUUUGUAAUUAUGUAUGGUAAAAGUAAAGAAGCUAGAAACGAUGAAAAAAUAAAUGUAUUUAUGAAUAAUAUUGAUCGGUUGACG
Amyelois transitella is the source of this 2165-nucleotide messenger RNA. It is a transcript of the gene Shc, whose product is annotated as SHC-transforming protein 1. The record is from RefSeq and is a predicted model, not a curated record. Gene Ontology annotation, biological process: intracellular signal transduction; cell surface receptor protein tyrosine kinase signaling pathway. Gene Ontology annotation, molecular function: receptor tyrosine kinase binding. NCBI's taxonomy places the organism in Eukaryota, Metazoa, Arthropoda, Insecta, Lepidoptera, Pyralidae. Bases 343 to 1575 code for a protein of 410 amino acids. The transcript has 8 exons. Gene Ontology annotation, cellular component: plasma membrane.